GAUUUUCUUUGUUAGAGAUGAACACCCUCUUGAUUUUAUACUCUACUAUUACUUUUUUUUAUAAGAUUUUAUCUAUAAAAGUCAGUGAGCCCUUUUCUCUAAGCGUGAUAUGUGCUUAUUUAUUUCUUCAUGAAUUUCUCUUGUAAAGACAUUAUUAUUUUUUUCGAACUGUAAGGACAUUAUUUAACUUAGCAUAUGCCCGACAUGGGGAGCUCCAUUCUGGCCUGCAUAGAACCCGUGUUACUUAGGUGGGCCUGCGUCAUUCCCCCAGCUCAACCACAAAGCACCAUAACACCAUGCACACAUCACACAUGGCCAAAUCGGGCCUGCUGCAACUCAGCUCUAGAUUCACACUCGACAUGAUGUGCCAGGAGCAUAUCCCCUUGGCUAACGUGCUGAUAAUGCAUGGCAUGGAGGUGACGGUACACUAUGUUGUGUGGAUACUUUCAAAAAUUGACGUAUCAGAGAAGAUACUUAUAUCUGAUACUGAUACUUGUUGGAUACUUGCAUGACAACAGAGAUGAUAGCAUUCGUAUUUCUCAAAUAUUACGAGAAAUGGGAUAAGAAGAGAGUUUAUUGUUGGAAUUUUGAAAAGAUAACAUGUGAAUUUUUGCUAAGAUUUGUUUGUAGAGAUAACCUAUGAAACACCAAUACCUCCAGAAGGGGUUGUAUCCAUAUCAGAUACGUAUCCUCAAAGUAACCGUAAAAAAGUAAAUAAAGAAAUUACAGAUACCUCUAGGAUACUUCUAAGAUAUCUGUAGGAUACGGUCCGACCUAGUCUCCCACUCCCAGCCGUAUAACCGCAACCCUCAACCGCCGCCCUUCCAAGCUCCCACUCCCAGCUGCAUCUCCUAGGCUCCCAACCGCCGCCCUCGCCUGCACGCCUUCGGCCUCCCUCUCGCUGGUCGUUAGGCCUCCACCACCUGCUGGCGGCGAGCCAACGACACCCUCCUGCACCUAUUUAUUCAGAGAGGGGCUAGCACGUGGCAAUCCAGCAAUGGGCGAUCGAUGCGUCUGAGACGGGCACAGGUGGCAAGCGUGAGGUGUCAUUUUGCGACAGGGUGGAGCGGAGAGAUAGAUACAAUCAAGAUCCGAAUUUGCUGCUUCUCUCUCAUAUCUCAUCGUCACAUCCUCUUCCGCCGGCAAUCCCCAGAAGUCAGUACCAAGUAUAUCCGUAAUUGGACUGAAUGGAGUUAUGCUAUGGAAUCAUGAGGGAUAUAUCAGCUCUGAAGAUCUGAAAGAAAGUAUUGAGAAAGCUUGGGCUGCCCUUCAUCUGCAGGAGACAGCGGCAACCUUGUUGACAGCAUCGCUUGCUUCAAGAAGUGCUGAGUCUAUGAAUACCGCUUCUACUACUUUGCCUCAAGGAGGUUCGUCUACUUCAGGAAAUCCUUCUGCUUCAUCCAGUCAAUCACCAGGCAUUUCUGGAGCCAGCGAAUUUUCUCAUUCAACUGAUUUAGUUUCACAACUUCCUAGAAGCACCACCCAUGAACCUAUUAAGAUAAAUGAAAAUGAAGGCUCAAAAUCAGAUUCAGACCCAGUUGAUAGAACUGUUGAGCUAGAUUCAGCACGUACCAAAGUUAAAUGUGAUUUGCCUGAUAACUCAAGGAGCUCAAAUAUGGCCAGUUCCGAAAAUCCAAAAGGAAAAGACAGUACACCAUCACCGAAAAGAAAGAACAAAAUGGAUGGAAGUUGCACUGCAGUUGCUUCAGAGACAACUCCUAGUACAGCCACCAGUAGAAAAGUUUGUUCCCAAUUGCUUGUGGAACAAGAAAAGGCAACAACUUCUAGCACCCCUGAUGAAGUGGCCUCAAAUUCUGUGAAGUCAGAUGAUAUUCAGCUUAGCGUUCGUAUGCCCAGUGGAAAUAGACUGGAGAUCAAACUGACAAAACAAGAUGUUUUAAGGAAAGUGAAGAAUAUUGUGGAUGAAAACAAAGGCAGUGGGAUCAGCUCGUAUGAUCUCUCUAUGAUUUAUCCAAAAAAAGUAUUCACUGAACAAGAUAUGGACGCCAUGCUGUGUGAGCUGGGUAUUCAAAAUCGUCAGGCUAUGAUUGUUGUUCCACAUCGUCAGCCUGUUCAGGUGUCGAGGCGCCAAUCGUCAUCACCAUCUUAUAAUGUGGAUGGCAAUUCAGAUGGUGGGGGAUAUUUUGGUUAUUUGAGAACAGUCCUCUCAUACGUGAAUCCUCUCUCCUAUUUAACUGGAAACCCCACUUCAUCAAAUCCGGAGCAACAGGCAAAUGGAGGCCUGCAGCAGCAGAGGCCAAGCUCUGGUCAAUGGAAUCGUCCUGGAACGGAGACAGCUUCUGAACAUCGGACGCUCCCUGAUAACAGGAGCCAACAAGCAGAUGGUGAGAGCUCUGGAAAUUCACUGCGAAGGCGGUCCAGACCGUUCGGUGCCAAUGUCCACACUCUGGGGAGGGAUGACCAUGGUCCAUCCGACGAUAAAAAUGUUUUCUGGAAUGGGAACUCGACCGAGUUUGGAGGCGACGACAGGAAAUAAAUAGUGCUGCGGAGACAACACGGUAGUAGAGUCAAGUGAGAGAUACCUGAAACACACGACAGGGAAAUAAAAAAUGUUUCGAAUAGUCUUGGAGGUUAAACUGAUUGCUGAAACCGCAUCACCAGAAAGUAUACGUUGGUGAUAGUUCUACGAUGUUACUGUUGCUGAAUCGACGUACUUCGUUGUAUUGAUAGCCGUGGAAAUUAAAUCUAAACUGUCUGAUUUUACUA
This is a messenger RNA of Phragmites australis (common reed), 2727 nucleotides long. Its product is annotated as plant UBX domain-containing protein 11. Gene Ontology annotation, molecular function: protein binding. The transcript has 8 exons. The coding region runs from base 1196 to 2497 and encodes 433 amino acids. Lineage: Eukaryota; Viridiplantae; Streptophyta; Magnoliopsida; Poales; Poaceae. The record is from RefSeq and is a predicted model, not a curated record.